AUGUCGAACCCUACUGAACGGCCAUGGUCCGAAGAGGAGAAGAAAGUCCUUCUCACGGAGAUACUAAAGAAAGACGGGAUACCUUCCAGAUAUCUAGUCAAAUUGAUAUGUGACCUUAAGAUCAAUCCGGCCUGGUCGUACAUUCCCCUUCCUCCAGGGAGGUCGCUCAACUCAUGCCAGCUGGCAUUCGGUCACAUGUGCCAGCAGCAUGUCCAGCAGCCUGUUCUGCCGCGCUCAGCUAUGAUCCCUGCUGCUUCACAACCUCAGCCACCGCACCCUGAAUCCAUAGCACCAGCAGUCGUGCGGAAACGGCCAUGUCCCGGAAUGGAACGGCCAAUUGCACCACGCCCCUCUACUGUGCCAUAUGACCAAGGAACCAGCGCUUCCAUUACAUCUCCAAACAUGAACGAGCCACCAAAGAAACGAGGGCGCCCAACCAAAGCAGAAGCGGAACGGAAAAGAGCAGAAGAGGAACGGAAGAAAGCAGCUGCAGAAGCCAAAGGGGAGAGGUAUCCGCCUCCCAGGCGAAGGGGCUCAGGGAAAUCCAAAGCCUCAACUGCAACUGUCCCCAACAGUCCGGCCGGAUCGCUUGGGGCUACUGGCAUUUCCUUUUCUCCCCGUGCCAAUGCCCAGGGUUUCGAGGGGUUCAAACCUGAACCUCAAAUCCACCAUAGACCUCCCGCUGGACAACCGUUGGACCGGUCCGCUGGCUUUGGAGGAAAUGAACAAAGACCAAGGGCUAUGAGCGAUCAGAUUCUGAGACCGGUCAACAAUACUACCAGCAGGGAACUUCCGCGACCAAUGGAAGCAAGGCAGACUCUCCCAUCGCCUCAAGAAUUACAGUUGGGACAUCCGGAACCGAUGCCACGAUUUAAUCCUAGCCACCCACCCCUUGAACAUUUCCAUCCUGAUCGAAUCCCGCGGGCAUUCGAUACACCUCGACCUAUGCUGGCAGAACCUGCCAGCAAUAGGAGACCGGAGUAUCGUAUAAUAGCGCCGGCACCGACCUUGGACCCAGCAACUGAGAAAACAUCACGAUGA
Messenger RNA from Aspergillus glaucus CBS 516.65, 1041 nucleotides. Its product is annotated as putative AT DNA binding protein. Bases 1 to 1041 code for a protein of 346 amino acids. The transcript is spliced from 3 exons. NCBI's taxonomy places the organism in Eukaryota, Fungi, Ascomycota, Eurotiomycetes, Eurotiales, Aspergillaceae. The record is from RefSeq and is a predicted model, not a curated record.